This is a messenger RNA of Diorhabda carinulata, 1105 nucleotides long. Its product is annotated as elongin-B. The transcript has 4 exons. The record is from RefSeq and is a predicted model, not a curated record. The coding region runs from base 137 to 490 and encodes 117 amino acids. Gene Ontology annotation, molecular function: protein binding. Lineage: Eukaryota; Metazoa; Arthropoda; Insecta; Coleoptera; Chrysomelidae. Gene Ontology annotation, biological process: transcription elongation by RNA polymerase II. Gene Ontology annotation, cellular component: VCB complex; elongin complex.
GUCAUUUCUGAGAUUGUUAAUUUUUGUGUCGCGCAUUAUUUGUCGUCUCGUUGACUUGUUUAGGUUAAAUAAAUUAAUGACUGCAAUAAACAAAAUAUAUUUUUGGUCUGAAUAGAAACAAAAUCAACAUCAUACAAUGGAUGUUUUCUUGAUGAUAAGAAGAAAAAAGCUAACGAUUUUCACCGAUGCCAAGGACACGACCACGGUUUUAGAACUAAAAAAAAUUAUUGAAGGUAUUUUGAAAGUUCCGCCACAAAAUCAGCAACUAUUUAAUAAAGACAACACAGUAAUGGAUGAUUCUAUGCUACUCUCUGAUUAUGGUCUGACUUCUACUACUGCCAAAGCUCAAAGUCCUGCAACUGUUGGUCUUGCUAUAAAAGAUGAUAAUGGCGAAUUUGAAGCACUGGAUCUAAUACCAUACUCAGCCCCUCCAGAUCUACCAGAUGUAAUGAAAUCUCAAGAAAAUAAUGGCCAGGAACAGUCCUCUUGAACUAACUGUACAAAACUUCAAUUUUUAUACAUCAUUGUUUUGCUUUACACACAUCGAAUCCUCAACUACUUUUUGUUAAAUUCUGAGCUGAUGUUUUUUUUUAAAUGUAAUUUAUUUUAAGGACCUGCACACUUAUUUGAGGUGUUGAUAUUUAAUAGGUAAUGAUGAUAUAGGUUGUGCUUGUUUUUGGUUUUUCAAUUUUUAGGCUUAAACCCUUGUUACCAUUUUAUUUAAAAUGUUACUAAAAUGACUUCUCAAAGGUAGGUAAAAAGAUAAUUAAUCAGGCAAUUCUUGUAAUGCUUGGUAUAUUAUCCAAAAUUGGUAAACGAUCUUUUUUAAAUGUACUUAUAAAUUAUAUACCAAAUAGUGUUUUGAAGUCUUUUUAAACCCUGGUAUGUUCAGCUUUCAGUAAAAAGUAUUUAACAGAUGUUUAUCCAAGGUAUUGGGAAACAUUUUGUAGAAAAUAGAAAUAUUAUUGUGAACUCGUUAACCAACUUGAUUACAAUUUACAAUAACAUAACUGUUUUGCUGGAUUCUCACACCACUCUUUGAGUAAUCUACUUUUCUUUCAUUUUAUUCAGGGUUCAAAUAAAUCAAUUAAAGUCAUGAUUCAAA